Brachypodium distachyon (stiff brome) is the source of this 1525-nucleotide messenger RNA. Its product is annotated as HVA22-like protein a. The record is from RefSeq and is a predicted model, not a curated record. NCBI's taxonomy places the organism in Eukaryota, Viridiplantae, Streptophyta, Magnoliopsida, Poales, Poaceae. The coding region runs from base 297 to 1208 and encodes 303 amino acids. The transcript is spliced from 6 exons.
GCUCUGCGCCGUUUCGUCAUUUCCAAGCCGGUCUGGUCCUCAUCUCCGUCUCCGUCUCCGUCUCCGUCUCGUCUUCCCCGCCUCCACUAGCACGCUUUCUUUCCUCUCCAGUUUUUGCUCCCCUCGAGACGCAAAAAGCACCGAAAGGGUUGGGAGAAAGGACAGGUUUCGAGGACCUCAGAAGCCGUUGCUAUCUCCAUCUACUGCUGAGUAGAGCUCUAGGCUCCCAGCGCCGAUUUUCUUGAUUUAUUCUGCGCAUUUUCGUUUCCUCCCCAAGAAGUGGAGGAGGGGGAGGCAUGGGCUCUGGAUCCUUGCUCAAGGUUCUCGCCAAGAACUUCGAUGUUCUUUCUGGGCCUUUGGUUGCACUGGCAUAUCCUUUGUAUGCUUCGGUUAAGGCAAUAGAAACCAAGUCCCUUGUGGAUGAUCAGCAAUGGCUCACAUACUGGGUGCUAUACUCAUUAAUAACUUUGUUUGAACUUACUUUCGCAUCAAUUAUUGAGUGGCUUCCCUUUUGGUCCUCCAUGAAAUUGAUUUUCAUUUCCUGGCUUGUCUUGCCGUACUUCAAUGGUGCAGCCUAUGUGUACCAAAAUUAUGUGAGGCCUGUGUUUGUUAAGAACCAGAUGGUCAACAUUUGGUAUGUCCCUCAGAAAAAGGGCCUUUUUGGCAAAUCAGAUGACUUUCUCACAGCACUUAAUAAGUACAUUGAAGAAAAUGGACCUGAAGCGCUGAAGAAAUUGACAGACAAGGCUGGCAAGUCAUCCAAACAGUCCGGGAAAUUGUGGAAAGGAUCGAAAGAAUCAAAAUCGUCAAAGGAGUCGAAAGAACCGAAGGUAUCGAAGCCAUCAAAGGACUCAAAGCCCUUGAAGGAUUCGAAUGAAAAGAAGAAGCCAGUGAAGGAUUCGAAGGAACAGAAGAAGGCGCUGAACGACUCAAAAGAACUGAAGCAGUCACUGAAAGACUGGAAGGAGCUGAAGAAGGCACUGAAGGAUCCAAAAGAACCGGAGCAACUGAAAGAUUCAAAUGAACCUACACCAAAGAAGAGCAGCAAGCGUGUGACAUUCGCAGAGGUUGAGCCUGAGAAAGAAUUCAGGGUCUCCAACAGUUACUGGAAUCCAUCCACCGACUACCACAGCACAUACCCCGAGCAUAACUCAUGGAACAGUAGCUUUAUGAUCUUUGACGAAGGACAUAGUUACUGGAACCCCUAGUUUCUAUACUGACCAAUGCAGCUGCAGUAGGGUUUCGGUUGAUUAGAAGCGGUGAAAGGGCGUGUUUCGUCAUCAACCAUGGGAAUGGAGCUCACCCCCUAUUGUCUUUUCUUUUUCGUCUGCGGACCGUCCGCUCUGACCUGUCGUUGUGUAAUAUAUUUGUCCAGUGUUUUGUGUAACAGCAGAUGAGUAUAUGCACAAUGCAGUAAACGUAGGUCUAUGUAGAUUGGGUUACAGUGGUGAUGCUGUUUUUGAAGUACUGCUGAACCUUAUUAUUAGCUGGAAUAGUGGAGAUGAUACCGAAUCCAUUAUCAGGA